Molecule: messenger RNA, 330 nt
Organism: Scutellospora calospora
Lineage: Eukaryota; Fungi; Glomeromycota; Glomeromycetes; Diversisporales; Gigasporaceae
Source: the annotation of a GenBank genome assembly
AUGUUGAAAAUUUUUAUCAUUAUAUUAAUCCUUAUUCAUGUCAUCGCUUCAACUUCGUUCAACUCCCUUGACACUGCUGAUUUACAAACAAUUGGCUUCAAAUCAGAGUCUACAAAUGAUCAAUCAUACAUUGACGUCGAUCUUGACAAUGAUGUUAAUGACGAAACCAUUGACGAUAGUGACAUCAAUGUAGCAAAACUUAGAUAUAAAGAUCAUUGGGCUUGUGUUAUUUGUACACCCAAGGUUACACCCGGGAUAUUUAGAUUUGCUUUUCGUUGUACUCGAUGCUUUCCACUUCGAAGAAAUGGUCCUAAAUUAGCCCCUGUCUGA